CUGAAGUGACGGAUGCGGGAAGUUAAAGUUUUCCCUAUGCACUGACUUCUCCACGUAAGACACUUUUAUUUUUCUUGCCAGCACAGCCAGCGGUGAAACGUGAAAAUCAGCUCGAAAGGAACUUUGGAUGAAAGUUUCCUGACAAUAUAUUGAAGGAAAUUUGAAGUUGCGAAUUCUGGAAUGCUAUGAAUACAUUUGACUUCUUUUCGAAGUGAACUAAGAUUUUUUUUUUACCAGAUUUUUCUCUUUUCGUCCACGGUAGGAGAACAUUUGAGAGAGGGUACAAUGCAGGCGCGUUAUCCCGUGUCUAGUCCAAGCCCUCUAGGCUUGCCUUAUAUCACUGGGGAGCAGGGCUUUUAUCGAGCCGCGGCCGGAGGAGGAUAUACCGGUAUGCCUGCGCCCAUGAGCAUGUACUCUCAUGUAGCGCACGAGCAGUAUACCGGUGGGAUGGCCCGCGCCUAUGGGCCAUACGCUCCCGCACAACAGCCCAAGGACAUGGUGAAGCCUCCAUAUAGCUACAUCGCGCUAAUUACCAUGGCUAUCCAAAACUCUGCUGAUAAAAAGAUCACAUUGAGUGGGAUCUAUCAGUUCAUCAUGGAACGUUUCCCAUUUUAUCGGGACAAUAAGCAAGGCUGGCAGAAUAGCAUCCGACAUAAUCUAUCACUUAAUGAGUGCUUUGUCAAAGUGCCACGAGAUGAUAAGAAGCCAGGCAAGGGCAGCUACUGGAGCCUAGACCCGGACUCAUAUAACAUGUUUGAAAACGGCAGUUUCUUGCGACGGAGGCGCCGCUUCAAGAAGAAGGAUGUGCAGAGGGGGAGAGAAGACCGGGAGCGACAGGACAAGGCGACCCCGGGACAAGCAUGCGAGCAAGAACCCCAUCCGCCGGUGAAGCUCCGGGAUAUAAAGACGGAGAACGGGACCUGCACGCCCCCGCAUGACAGCACUCCACCCCUCAGUACCGUGCCUAAAACGGAGAGUCCAGACAGGAGCGGCGGGAGUGCGUGUAGCGGGAGCCCGCAGACGCAAACGGCACAACAGGCCUUUAGUAUGGAUACAAUCAUGACAGGACUUCGUGGGUCCCCACAGCACGGUGCAGAGCUCCCGGCUUCCCGUGCUGCCCUUCCAGGCUCGGUGUCUCUGACCUACUCGCCAUCACCGCAACCCACGCAUUACAGUCCACCCUGCGGCCAGCCCGCCACUUAUCACUGCAAUGUGCAAGCAACGAGCCUGUACACUGGGGAUCGAGGCCACGGGGAUGACACAUUACCGGAAUACACAAACACAACAAGCGCCUCCUCUAUCUCACAUCCCCACCAGAGCUCGAGCCAGGAGAGCCAGCACUUGCAGCAGAACAGACUCGCGCCCUGGUACCUCAAUCAGUCCGGAGAGCUGGGACACCUGAGCGCGAGCUAUCCAGCUCAGCAGCAGAACUUCCACGCAGUGCGCGAGAUGUUCGAGACACAGCGGAUAGCUCUGAACAGCUCUCCGGUGACCGGAAGCAAUAGCUGUCAAAUGGCUUUCCCGUCCAGUCAGCCACUUUACCGGGCUUCCGGAGCCUUUGUAUACGACUGCAGCAAGUUCUGACCAAAGAAAAUUCAAGUUAUGUGUGUGUGUGUGUGUGUGUGUGUGUGUGUGUGUGUGUGUGUUUGUUUUCUCAAUGUGUCUGUAAUUUAAGAAAGCGUUUAGGUCAGUGAACUCGGGCUAAUAUGCGAGAUUUUGUUUAUAGUAUAUUUCUGCUGUGGUCGUCUGACUACACAUAAACAUUCUUCCUGCUCGUUCAUGAAGUUGGUCUAAAUAUAGAUAUAAAGAAAAUGUGUUAAUUUAUUUCAUGUAAGAGCAUGUGGGCCAACUUUGCAAGGAAAUGUCUUAAUUAUUUAUAAUCCAUGCAGUAUACAGAGUGUGCAACUGUUACAUUUUUUUCUUAUAAUUGUUUUUAAAUAUUCAAAAUUAAUAUUUUCUAAAUAAAUUGUCGUCUUGUUGGAGUUAAAAUCUCGAGUGAUUUAUCGUUUGUGAUGGCUGCUGAAUUCAUCAUUUAUUUAAAUGACUGGCAGAUCUUAUUAUCCAUCAAUUUAACAGACUAGCGGCCUAAAAUACAUGAAACAAUGUGUUUAAACGUUCUUUUAAACGAAAUGUACAAAUGUUUGACAGUUUUCUUAUUUUACUCCUAAAAAUAACUUGCGCUUGGACGCAUAACUUAAUAAGGCGAUCUGUUGACACGCGGGGCGGAGGGGAACCCGAGGGGCAAACAUCUGGAAAUAAUACUUUUUUCACUUACGCAUAUUAUUUUUUUCACUUAAAGGAAAAAAAAUCCUUAUUCCUAACAUUAAAAACUGCAAUUACUAAAAGCACUCUAGCAGCAGCGCACCAAAAUAAUAAUGUUUUAUUUGUAUUAUUAUUACUACUACUAUUUUUUUUUUUUUUAAAUGCAAUAACCAACCACCUUUUAUACAAAGUUGUAUUUACGGUAUAUAAAAUAAUGUCAAAGUAAAAAAAACAUUUGAGCACUUAUUUGAUAUCUUUAUUGCACAGACUUUAAACGUGGGCGGAGAGGGGAAAAGGUCAGACUCUUAAAAUGAGUAACAUUGUACCGAAUUCUAAAGAAUUUUAGACCUAAUUUGUUCUACUUGAAUUUUUAAAGAAUUAUUCACUCAUCAGCCUGAUCUUGUAUAAACAACCAGAAACGUUCUAAUGUGAUUUGUCUCUCAAAACUCAUUUAAAUUGACUAAAAAGUUCUAGUAAUUAAUGGGAUAGAAAAGUUUCCAGUUUUGUUAUGAUAAACGUUUCAUUGAGAACUGGAAUGAUCUCGAGAAAUGUAAUUCUCCUUAACAGUCUUAUUAUUUUGUGUGAAGCUGUUAAGUUGAGCGUUUUUGCUUCGUUCGUUUUACAACAUCAACUGUUGGCACACUCGGGUAUUUGCAAUUGUGGAAUGUAGACAACAAUUGAUUUUGAUAGAAGUUUUAACUUGUAAACAUAUAAUAGAUUAAAAAGCAUGCAAACAGAAGAUGAAAGAAUUGCUGUUGGCCAGACAUGUUAAGCCAGCAAUGUAAAAUAUGGUCUUGAUAAAUCUAUGAUAAAUCCCUCAAACACUAGCAUUCUACUCAGUACGCGAGUCAGUGUUUUGUUUACUUGUACACGGCAUUUUUAAAUAAUAUAAAUGUUAAAUAAAUGUUAAAAUUGUUUUAACUGGCCAAAAUGCUUACUGU
Xyrauchen texanus (razorback sucker) is the source of this 3203-nucleotide messenger RNA. It is a transcript of the gene foxc1b, whose product is annotated as forkhead box C1b. The record is from RefSeq and is a predicted model, not a curated record. Bases 286 to 1584 code for a protein of 432 amino acids. The transcript has a single exon. Gene Ontology annotation, biological process: anatomical structure morphogenesis; regulation of transcription by RNA polymerase II; cell differentiation. Gene Ontology annotation, molecular function: DNA-binding transcription factor activity, RNA polymerase II-specific; RNA polymerase II cis-regulatory region sequence-specific DNA binding. Lineage: Eukaryota; Metazoa; Chordata; Actinopteri; Cypriniformes; Catostomidae.